This is a messenger RNA of Bemisia tabaci, 6991 nucleotides long. Its product is annotated as transcription initiation factor TFIID subunit 4. Gene Ontology annotation, molecular function: RNA polymerase II general transcription initiation factor activity; protein heterodimerization activity; DNA binding. Gene Ontology annotation, cellular component: transcription factor TFIID complex. NCBI's taxonomy places the organism in Eukaryota, Metazoa, Arthropoda, Insecta, Hemiptera, Aleyrodidae. Gene Ontology annotation, biological process: DNA-templated transcription; transcription initiation at RNA polymerase II promoter. The record is from RefSeq and is a predicted model, not a curated record.
AAAAUGGCGUCAGUCAAGUUUCUAGAGGAUGCGGAUCAUGUAGUGAGUAACGGAGCUACCGAAGCUAUGAGCAUUAUUAUUAAUUCGAAUUCUAGUAAACCGAUAAUAACCAAUAGUCAUCAAAGUGCUAAUGUUUUGCCUUCUAAUAUUCUAACGACUCUUUCCUCUCAAAAUGUGUCUAAUUCUAACCAAAACUCGUUUGUGUCGCAAUUUACUCCCGCUAAUAGCAAUCUAAAUAAAACUCAAAGUGUAGGCAUGGACCAGGCUAAGCCGACUGGGACCGCGUUAGUUAUUAAGACGCACAAUAAUGGUAACCACAAUUCCAUUCCGACGACGCAAGGCCUCGUUUCGGCCCCGAUGACGGCCAACUCGACCAGCAUGCCCACGAUAGUGGCCAAUUCCUCGCACAUAAUCCCGGCUAAUCUCGGGAAUGUACAGUUCGUCAACGUUAAUGCCAUCAGGGCCAACCAACCGGGUCAGAAAACCAUCACCCAAAGAGUGAUGAUACCCCAGAUGAUGGGCACCCGACAAGGCACACCAGGGGGACAGAUAGCUUUGCAAGCAAUCCCCGGAUUGGCAGGAGCCAGUGGCAGUCAUAUAUUGGUGAAAACAGAAAAUGGCCAGAUUCAGUUGCUAAGAGUUGCCGCAGGACCAGCGACACCCAAUGCCCCCAUAGCAGCAAACCACGUGACAUCUACAGGCAAUCAACCAAGUUUCCGGAUCCAAACUGUUGUAACGCAAGCAAUUACUGGUGCUGCCGUUCAAACUGCUGUACCUCCAUUAACCACAGUUCCAAGUCCCAGUGUUCAACCUCAGCCACAGGUGGCGAAAUCAGACACAACUAAAGAAAAGUGCCGUAAAUUUUUAGCCAAUUUAUUAGAAUUAUCAAGUAGAGAACCCAAACCAGUAGAAAGAAACGUCCGGAAACUGAUACAAGAAUUAGUUGACAUGAAAGUUGAACCUGAAGAAUUCUGUGAUCGCCUAGAAAAACUAUUAAAUGCAUCACCCCAGCCGUGCCUCAUUGGGUUCUUAAAGAAAAAUUUACCUUUGCUAAGGCAAUCAAUGAUAGCCAAAGAACUGGUGAUAGAUGGUAUCCGACCACCACCCCCUUCUGUUUUAUACACCCAACAGCAGCAGCAACAGCAACAACACCAAACUACUCCUGUUUCUGUUGUCCAACAAGUGCAAGUAGCCAACACUCAGGCAACCAAUCAAAUCCGGACUGCAGUCCCUGCCAGUGUCACGCCACAAAUGCGAAUUAUCGCCCAGCCUGCGCAAGCUACGGUCCGAACUGUUGCCACUGCUCAGCAAAGACUAGUCACACCUGCUCGUGUUCAGACUCCAAUCACCAAAAUCGUUGGGACAUCCGCCAUCUCAGUCGGCGCUCAAUCCACAGUUCCAACCAACGCGACAAUGACUAAUUGUUUGCCAUCGCCACGUGUGGUAACACCAAUGCGACCUCCUGUUGUGAAGGCGGUACCAGUCAAGACUCUCCCCACUCAGAUGACUAUACGACCAACAAUAGCAGUGGCAGCCACGACCACUACAACCAAGCAGAGUAUAGUUGGCCGACUUCAGCCGGUUACCGCAGCCACUCCUAUUUCUAAACCACAAGCGCCUUCCCUCACACCCAAACCAGCUGUCACCACCAAAAAAGAAAAAGCAUUUUCUGCAGCCUCUUCCUCAUCUGCAUCAUACGCGGCUGAUGAUGACAUCAAUGAUGUAGCAGCUAUGGGAGGAGUCAAUUUAGCCGAGGAAACCCAAAGAAUUCUAGGUUCAACGGAGUUUGUUGGAACGCAAAUUCGGUCAUGUAAAGAUGAUUUAUAUCUUCACUCGCAACCUCUUAUGAAAAAAAUCAAAGAAAUUGCAUCUCAGCAUGGUUUAGAUGAACCUAGUCCUGAGGUAGCUGCAAUAGUUUCUCAUGCAACUCAAGAGAGAUUAAGAAACCUUGUAGAAAAAUUAGCUGUUAUUGCGGAACAUCGGAUCGAUUUGAAUAAGGCUGAUUGGCGGUAUGAAGUUUCGCAGGAUGUUAGGGGCCAACUUAAAUUCCUGGAAGAAUUAGAUCGAGUGGAACGGAGACGGCAUGAUGAGGUUGAAAGGGAGCUAUUACUCAGGGCUGCAAAAAGCAGGUCGAAGUCGGAAGAUCCAGAACAAGCGAAGCUCAAGGCUAAAGCCAAAGAGAUGCAGAGAGCAGAAAUGGAAGAACUGCGGCAAAGAGAAGCCAACUUUACUGCUCUUCAAGCGAUUGGACCAAGAAAAAAACCAAAAUUAGAAGUGCCUACUUCAGCCAGCAAUGGCUCCUCUAUGGCUCCGGGUAGUGAUAGUUCUCAAAUCUCCUCAAGUAGUGUAAAUAGGCCACAACUGGCAAGUCGUCCUAGACUAAAGCGGGUGAACAUCAGAGACUUCCUCUUCCUCCUAGAGCAAGAAAAGGAAACGUGUCAUAGUCAAAUGCUCUUCCAAGCGUAUCUCAAGUGAUGUUGUGUACACAAGUGCUGCGCACCUUUCCCAUUCACUGAGGUACAAAACCAAUGGGGUUUUUGUUUUCUCAACUUUCUUUGUUAUGUCUUCAUAGCACACGUAUGCUACCAUGUGAAGAAACUUCCCAGUCGAACAGUUACGCUAGCUCUAAAGCAGCCAUGCUCAGUGCACAAGAGCGUAAGUUUAUUUGAAAAAACAUUGUUAUGACCUUUUGUCACGACUGAUUAAUCAUGCCAUGCUUUGAUCUGUUUUCAAUUGCAAACCGAUGACUUUGUUUUCGAAACAGGUUUCACCUUUGUGACCUCUUGUAACGGAAAUAAAUUUCAAGAAUGCAAAAGAAAAUUUUAUAUGAAGAGAGCUAGUUAUUUCUACUGACCCACACUGAGUCUUUUUCUUUAUCGUUGAGUGCGGUAAUAUUAUCAGUAGCAUAUUUUGAAGCCACUUUUACAAAUAACACUAAACAUGAUUUGACUUCAUGGCAUUGCUUAAAAAAUGGUCACCUGAUUCCAGUACAUCCCGUCCCAGAUUUUUUAUGACGUUUUUUGUCUCAUUUGUUAGUCGCUAAAAAUUGGAUUCGUGUGAGGCUCAUUCAAAAAUUCAUUGUUUUAGGUGGGAAAGUCUUUUUACAAAUUAGUCAAAAUUAUGAAACGAAAAUUUUCGAGUUUUAGGAUUAAAUCUAAACCAUAGUACUAAAACUGAGGUAGCGGGGAGCAAGUUCCUGAAAUCAUAACUAAUUUCUAAAACCAAAUUUCAAUAACUAACUUUAAGUGUUUGCGUAUGUAGAAUCACAUACAUAAUUUUAUACAUGUUUUACUGUUUGUCCUCUAAUUUCUUUAAAAAGGAAAACUAAAGAAAUAAAUAGACAAAAAAAAUCAUCACAAAUCAAUUAUUCGUCUCAUUGGAAAAUUAUAGUUUAUAUAAUUUUUCCCUCAAAUUAUCAGCUUUUGCCUCAAGUUUAGUUUGCCUGAUUCUAAUGGAGUGAAGGAAUCAUUUCGGAAAAUGAGAUUAUUACUCUAAUAAUGAAUAAGCCAAAUUAAAUCUAAUUCCCAGUGCUAGUGCGUGUGUCUUGAAAGUGAUCUUUAGUACUCAUGUGUACCACUGGCAUAAUGGUUCUUUAUUGUGAUUUUUGCUUAUUUGUCAAACAUUUCUGACUUAUUUUGAAGUAAUGCAGUCACAGAAAUCACAUAAGUUUUGAUUUUGCCAAAAAUGUUCGUACUUUCCCUUCAUAUUAAUAUUAAAAGUUAGGUCGGUGAGUUUAUGAUGGGCUGGAUGUUUGUAAAUACCCGUAACUGUUCUAUUUAGGGUGUUCUUUUCAUGUGCUUGUUUUUAAAAUCUCUAGGGGUUUUCUUUUUUGCAUGAAUAUUGGCAGAGAUCUAUUUUAAGCUCUUGUCAAGCUGUUGUUGUAUUUGGUUGAUCUCCUCAGAGUGGCCACUGGUCAGUUAGGAAAGGUUCGAAAGAUUAUUCUUUGAAACAUGUAUUUUAUGAAAUGUAAAUAAAUGAAAAAUAGAAAUUUUUAUCAAAAAUGAACCAAUGAUGCCUAUUCAGAAAGACAAACAGUUUGAAAACGUGUUAAGGUUAAUAUUACCUAAAUCAUAUGCUGUAAUCAACCAGAAGCUGGAAUUGAAAGAGUAACACUGAUUUUCUUUUUCUAUUCAAUACGUAAAUAUUUUACUUUUAAAUGAUAUCUGAAACUGCAGAUGAAGUCUUUUCAGAACUUUAAAACUUUCGGAAAUACCGUUAAAUAUCAGCGUUUGAUCAUUACGCCAGCAAAAUAUGAUUAUCUUUAUUCAGAAUCAUCAGCUGGUUUUUGUUAUGAAUUUAGCUAGGGCUGUAAGAGUCCUCAAAUUUCAAGUCUAGUCAAGCGGAGUUCCACAAUCUCGUCUCAACUUAAAAAAAGACGUGAUGCUUGAGCAAGUCUUCAACUCACAACUCAAAUGCCGAAGACCACCCACUUUGAGUUGUUUUGAGCCGAAAACGCCACAAUGAAUCAAGGCUGUACUAAUGAGUCAGUGAGGAGUGGACAAAUCUAUCAUUCUAACAGAAAUAAUGAUUACUCACAUGCUGUCGUGAAUUCAGAAUCUGUUUCUUUUGUUCAGAGCAAGCAACAUCAAAGGCAAUAAGUACGCAACCACAAUGUAAAAACUCGAACUCGAUUUAAACCGAAAAAGAAAACUUGCUCAACCUUAGAUCCAGCCCUGUUGCAGCUUUCAUUAAGUUUAUAAACAAAACCUAUAUGCUCAUUAUGUAUUCCAAGUUUUAACUACAUACGUACACUUGUCAGAAGAUGUAGGUCACAAAAAGCUACAAGUUCUAUAAUGGACCUAGAAUUUCUCUCUUUGGUGCUGUGAGAAGAAACACAAGUCUUGAGUGAAAGAGGUGUAAUCAGGAGUGAUAAAUAAAUAACCUUUGAGCAAGAACUUCUUCACCAUCUUUGAAAAUCUUGGGGAAUGAAGUGAAUGUUCGGAUAAUGAGAUGUUAUUUGAAAUGAAACACCAUUUCAGAUCCAGAGAAAACCAGCUUGAUGUUAGGAGUUUGAAUUGCUAUUCCUAACUCAACAUGCGGAACAGGUAUCUUUCUUUGGACAAGGGUGCUUAAACUCUUCCACGUUUAAAGAUAUAGGUCGAAUAUCUUGGUUGUAUGUAAUUGAAAGCAAACAUAAAAUGUAUGAGCCAAUCGCUGCAGCCAAUUUUUUAAAGUUUGAAAGAAAGUUUUCAAAAGUUGAGUGCUUCUGCAUUCUGUCCAGAGCUUGUAUUUAGAGGGAUCCCAUAGAUAAGAUGUUUUUUCUUCCCUUCGAAUUGUUGUCCAAGCAUAUUUGAGCUAUGCAAUCUGAUUAUUUCCGUGUUUAUAGAUAGAUGCAACCAAGAUCAGGACUCCAUCUUUGACCAUUCAAAUGUUACAACGAAUGUUAUCCAACCCGAAGGAGGAAUUUGAACGAGUUAAAAAGUAAUAAUUUAUAUACUGUUGCGUUAAAUUUACUCAGAUUAAAGACUGGGAUCUAAUAUUGAUUGCAAUCAGAAGGUAACACAUAAAGAUGCCUGAUUCAGUGGAUUGUUUUUUGAGCAAUUUUUUUAUGGGCAAACGUGAGUGGAAGCUGAGUGCGCAACUGCACAAGUAUGUUUCCCUAAAUUGAAAGAAUGCCUCAGAAUUUAACCGUUUUUUUGUUUCACAUCGGUAGUUUUUAAGCAACUAAAGGCUGAGGUCUGAUCUUGGUGGCGUCUAAAAGAUGAAGGGUAAAUAUGACAAUUUUUGUCGCAGUUUAUUUCUUGGAAAUCUAUCUACAGAUAUCUACAAGAUUUAGGAAACAUAUUUUCUUGAGCGGAGCAUGCAUGCUUGGUUUUUUCGGGUCUCCUUUUAGCCCUAAAAAAUAUUGUUUGGAGGAGAAAAAAAAAAACUGUGUUUACACCGUGUGUACUUUUGAAUGCAUCCAGACCGAAUCGAUAUCUGUUAAAAAGUUCCAGCAAGAAACAACUAGUUUUUAGAGAAUCCUGCUAAUGAAGUUAAAAAUAUUUGUUUUGCCUGCGACCUGUAAAUGAAAUCUUCAUUUAAAUAAUGUCUCACUUUUCUCAUUAAUAGUUAUUAACUCCUUUUUCUGUGUUUUGUUUUGUUUGUAAGUCUUACAAUUUUAUAAAGGCUGGCAGUGCAAUUAAGCCGCUUUAAUAAUUACACUUUUGAGUACAUUGUGACAUGUAAAGUCACAUAAAAAAGUUAUAUCCAUAUCGGUAAAGGCCAAACUCCACCUGUAGCAUCUUACAAAAAAUUUCUCAAGUUUUAUGUCAAUAGCAGUCAUGCGAAUUGUAUCAGGGAAGCUUGAUCAUUGCACUGGCAGCCUUUUUUCAUGUCAGAGUUGAUUACUGAGUAGUUAAUUAAAGGUAAUGCUAUCUCACCUGAAAAGCCUUUGUGUGGAGGAGGUAAUAAUUACUAAAUUCAGUUUUCACGAGAAAGUUCUGGUCUGCAGCUUGUGUGGAUUUAGAUUUGACUUGCGUAACCACUGUAUCUCUCACUAAACUUGGCGAAAAAUUUGCUUCAACCCCAUAUUUCUGUUGGACUCAGAAGAUUGUAAGAUAUAUUCAUCUCUUUGAAUAGUAUUGUUUAAUCUUGUGUUGUUUCCCAGUCAAAACCACUGUGAGUGUGUCACAUCAGUGAUGAUUGUAAAAUACUGCAGCUCUUAGCUAAAUUCAUUGGUUAGGUUCCUUUUCAUAACAGAUUUUUUUUGUUGAGAAAUUGUUAUCUGUGGCUUACUCUCUAGCCCCCAAGGAUCCCUCUUCAAAUUCCACUGUAUCAUGUUUUUCCAAGAAUAAUCGAGGGCAAACUAGUUUUGAGUCUAAGCAUUUGUCCCAGUUGGCCACUCUGACUCUGUUAAAAUUAUUGAAAUUAGUUUAAAAAUGUUGUUUUUUCUGCUAUUUAUUAUUCUUUAUUUUUUUAAGUGUGUUGUUUUUUCUUUUUGCAUCAUUUUUCUCUUCAAAGAGUAAUGUUUUUUCAAUGCAGGGGAUGACAUUUUUAUUCCCUAGGAACA